UUCGAUCAUCUUCAUCUGUUCGGACACGCAGCUCGCAACCGCCAGCGGCGGCCAGCCAGCCGGAAGGGGAGCUCGACCAUCCCCGCCGGGACCCCCAUUGCACCGGAAAAGAAGAAUUUAGGGCUCCCGAAGUUUCUCUCCCCUUGUUUCUCGCACUGUCUUCUCCGUUUACUAUGGGCAAUCGAGUAGUAAAAAGAUUCUGGAUCUUGCCGACCUUCUCCUCUCAUGCUCUCCUCCCGCAGGAUAUCCUAGGCCAGUCAACUACCAUCAGCUUUUACUGAUGUGAUAAAGACUGCAGUAGGGAGACCAAGGCCAGACUUCUUUUGGCGAUGCUUUCCAGAUGGAAAGCAGUUAUAUGACCAAGUGACUGGCAAUGUUAUUUGCCGUGGUGAGAAAAGCUUCUUAACAGAUGGGCGCAAGAGUUUUCCUAGUGGCCACUUCCUGGUCUUUUGCUGGUCUUGCAUUUUUGUCACUCUACUUGUCUUGCAAAAUUAAGGCGUUUGAUCACCAAGGUCACGUGGCAAAACUUUGCAUUGUGAUCCUUCCUCUUCUUAUUGCAUCACUUGAUGGGAUUUCUAGAAUAGAUGAUUAUCGACACCACUGGGAGGAUGUGUUCGUUGGUGGCCUUAUUGGGUUCCUCCUCCAUAUCAUGAUCAAGGUUGGGGGCCAUAUGCAUACUUCCAAAUGCUGGAGGAACUCCAAGCGGCCAAUUCAAACUAUGCAGAAAACCAACAAUCUACAUGUGGGCAUCACAUUGGACUAUCCGGGCAGCAGCAUAACAGGACGUCGAGAAACGAUUUGGAAUCUGGAAGCAUGUAACCUGCCUCCUGCGCUUAACUGAAGAAGCAGCCAUGUACAUUUAUACAGUAAGGACUACUAAACCUUCUUUGCAUGUACUCACCGUGUAGUAGAACUAGAGACCUGAAGUUUUUGACCUAAUGUUACAACGGCUCAUCUUGGGUGAAUAUCACAAGCUCAGUAAAGCCUAAGCUAGACAUUCUAGGCCUACCUGUGGCCAAAUUAAUCGCAUGAGUUGCUAGUGGAAGCACUGAUUAGGAACUUAUUCCACUGCUAGAAAAGAAACAGAAUGUAGAGUUGAAAAUGACAACCAUA
Molecule: messenger RNA, 1113 nt
Organism: Phragmites australis (common reed)
Lineage: Eukaryota; Viridiplantae; Streptophyta; Magnoliopsida; Poales; Poaceae
Exons: 6
Coding region: 410-841 (143 amino acids)
Biological process (GO): phospholipid metabolic process
Molecular function (GO): phosphatidate phosphatase activity
Source: RefSeq, a predicted model, not a curated record